Molecule: messenger RNA, 669 nt
Organism: Durusdinium trenchii
Lineage: Eukaryota; Dinophyceae; Suessiales; Symbiodiniaceae
Source: the annotation of a GenBank genome assembly
AUGCUGGUUUGCUGGAUGAGAGAUCCACGCACGGAUUCCGCCUUCGAGUUGGAAAGAUGGCGGCAGCUGCAUGAGCUGCACACCUUGUGGGGCGUAGCAGGUGUCCUCACUGGCAGCGGCAUUGCUGCCAUGACCCUAUUCGAGUCCCUGAUGAAGCAGAUCGAAGCUUAUAGGGUCCUGUUGCUCGUUCUUUUAGCAGCUGGUGAUCUCCUAUGCUGCUGCUUGGCCAUGCGCGGUCGCCAAGCUCUUCGCCUGGGGAUUGAGGCUCCGCAGAUCGGCAUCGAGGAAAGCAGCCAGAAGCAGCUGGCCGCAGAGAUCGAGUGGCACUUCUUGUUGCACCUCAUCAACUACAGGUUUGAUGCAAGUCAAAGCUUGGCCCUGCCUGGGCAGGAGGAUGAGGAAGGUCAGCCUGUUGAAGAGGUCCAAUGCCCAAUUUGUUUGGACAGUUUCACUCAAGAUGAAGAGGUGACCCAGCCUCGUUGCAGCCACUUCUUCCACCGAAACUGCCUGGAGGGAUGGGUUGAGACCGUGAGCCUUCAAGCAGCAGCACACCACCGCCGUGAGCAGGUGCUUUGCCCCCUGCGGUGUGACAGUGCGAAGGUCCGUGUUUGGCCAUCUCUCUCCAAUGCCCCGUCGUCCUUGACAGGGUCUUCGGCAUAUCGGGGUUAG